AUGUCGCAGUUCGAAAUGUCCGCGUUCUCUGCAGAACUGUACGCAGAGCCGGGGUUAAAACGCGAAGAAAACGGCAUGCUCAUGUCGUCCGCCCGUCCCAAAAUACCAAAGGCCAAUAAUUUAAGCCCUUUCAAAUACCCGUUUUCGCCGACGGGGUCGGAAGGCAGCCCCACCCUGCGCUCGGUGUUCGCCUCACCUAGAAACCCCAAGAUGGCCGGUACCCGCCGCGUGUACCGCAAGCUGCAGUUGCCGCCGUGCCUGGACGCAGCUUUGGGGGAUGAGUGGGAGGUUGAGGAGCCGCGGUAUGGAUCUGCCGCCAAGGCUCAGCCUCUGCCGCCUAUCUACGUGUCCGGGGUGACGCUGUCUGUGCAGGAGAGGAUCUCAUUGUACUGCGAUCAGAUCCUGCGACAUUGCAAGGCUGACGAAGUGGAUGAAGCACUUUGUAGGUACCUUUCAGAGAAGUUAAAGAAGAAAAAUAAGUGGAUUGGGGUUUGGAAAGCAAAUCCUGAGCUUUUUUUUCAUAAAUAUGAAGAACGUGCUAUACAGUAUGUUGGACUUCUUGUUGAGGUUACUUGCAAGCCUUGCCCAAAUGUAUCUUCUUACUUAAUAGCCAGAAUUCACAUUGCAGAACCAUUUUCUUCAAAUAUUGCUAACAUGCAAAGAGAGUUAUUUGAUGAUUUUCUUGAACAACUUGGUCACUGUGUGCCUCUGCUAGAGAUCUACCCUAUUGAAGGACAGGAUGAUGUGACCUGUGAAAUUGCACAAGCCUUGGAAAUUUUAAGAUUCUUUUUUGAUUACCUUUGGAGAGACUGGGAUGACGAAGAAAACUGUGAAAAUUAUUCUGUCGUUAUUGAAGAAAGGAUCAAAUUGUAUGGUGACAUUCAGGAUGGAAACAUUCCUUUUCCUAUUGCUCAGCGUUUUAAGAAAACUCUCGAGAAAUACAGGAACAAGCAUUUAGAACUAAUUGAAUUUCAGAGUAAGAUAAAGGACGACCCUUCAGUUUCAGAAGCUGUUGAUUGUUGGCAUAAAUUCUAUGAAGUCCAAAUGUUAAGUGGCUUAUUGAAAAUGUGGGAAUAUUUACGGCUCAGAGCUCAUGGACCAUUUUUCCCAAGAGUUCUAAGACGUAAAAAAGGUCCAAGAAAUUCAGGAGAAGUUGUGACACAUGUUGUGGCAAAAAUAAUGACUGCAAACAUGGUGAAAGAAUAUGCUCCAGACACACUAAUUCAGCAGCAUAAUAAUUUGGAUACUGCUUUAGAGAAUAGUUAUUGUGGGGAUACUAUAGUGAUUUUUCCUGGGGAAUAUAAGGCUGAAGCAAUGGCUAUGUUGACAGAAGACAUCACCAUUAAAGGCAUUGGGAAGAAAGAAGAAAUAAUAAUUGCUUCACUUCCUUCGAGCGAUAAUUUUGUUGUUUCCAGAGCACAAAAUAUAAAAAUCAUCCACCUCACAUUAAGACAGAAAGGGACGUUUGAUGGCAUAGUAGUUGUGGAAUCUGGCCAUCUGGCUCUUCAAGAUUGUGAUCUCCAGUGUGAUGGGACUGGCGUUUGUGUUCUUACCGGAGCAGCUUUAACAAUGAAAGAUUGUGAAAUAAGUGGCUCACAGGGUGCAGGUAUUGAAAUAUACCCAGGCAGUGGCGCCAUACUUGACGGAAACAAGAUCCAUACCUGUAAUAACUUCAAAUCUACCGAUGGCUUAGCAAGCGUCCAAGGAGGUGGGAUUAAGUUGAAGGUUAUUCCUGCACCAGUAGUGAAGCUGAGCAAUAACCACAUAUACAACAACAAGGGUUACGGUAUUACUAUUGUGCAGCCUAAAAGGAGAUUAAUUAACAUGCUGAAUUUUAUGAUGGAAGACGCAGCAGCUGGAGACAGGAAGGAGGAAGACAUGCUGACAGCAGCUAUAGAAAGUCUCAGCCUGGACAUUGACAGCAACAGUGUAAAAGAAAACUCUCUGGGAAAAGUUGGAACAGUCCUGACAUAGAAGCACAUAGUGGAAUGGUGGUCGGGGCAACUUUAUUUCUGCGUUUAAUAUGAGUUUAAGUUUGCGUUAAAGAGGACCUGUCACCCAAAAAAUGCAAUGCAAUCUGCAGGCAGC
This is a messenger RNA of Bufo bufo (common toad), 2088 nucleotides long. It is a transcript of the gene SHCBP1L, whose product is annotated as SHC binding and spindle associated 1 like. Lineage: Eukaryota; Metazoa; Chordata; Amphibia; Anura; Bufonidae. Gene Ontology annotation, biological process: spermatogenesis; male meiosis cytokinesis. The transcript is spliced from 10 exons. The coding region runs from base 1 to 1974 and encodes 657 amino acids. Gene Ontology annotation, cellular component: meiotic spindle. The record is from RefSeq and is a predicted model, not a curated record.